UGCUCAGAUGGAUUAUUACGGCACUCGGCUAGCGACCUGUUCUUCAGACAGAUCUGUGAAAAUCUUUGACGUUCGGAAUGGAGGGCAAAUCCUCAUAGCAGACCUCAGAGGGCAUGAAGGUCCAGUGUGGCAAGUUGCCUGGGCUCACCCAAUGUACGGAAAUAUCCUGGCUUCCUGCUCCUAUGACAGGAAGGUUAUUAUUUGGAAAGAAGAAAAUGGCACUUGGGAAAAGACAUAUGAAUACACAGGGCAUGAUUCCUCAGGUAUGUGGUGCUUGGAGCUGGGGAGUGAACCUGGGCAUAAAAGAGAGUUCAGAUGA
Tinamus guttatus (white-throated tinamou) is the source of this 319-nucleotide messenger RNA. The record is from RefSeq and is a predicted model, not a curated record. NCBI's taxonomy places the organism in Eukaryota, Metazoa, Chordata, Aves, Tinamiformes, Tinamidae.